UACAUCAGUGUACGUUCAGUCGUCGUCGUGUCAAUCAUUUCCUUUUUUUCGGUAUGAACAAAAUUGUAGUUUUCAAUCAACUCAAGCUCUGAUAUGGCACUCAAGAAGCAGCUCCCAACCAAGGCGCUGCCCAAAAAGAAAGGCAAAUCGGCCUCAGGAAGCAAAAAGCAGGCACAAAAGUUGCCGAAGUCCAGCCCCAAGCAGCAGAGCCAGCUCAAGACUCUGUUCACAUCCAAAAAGUUCAAGAAGAGCCCAGUCCAAGCACAAACCCAAAGCCAAGUCUGGCGCAGGACGAUCGUUCGCAGCAAGCCCAAGCAGAAAGUGCAGCUGCCGCGACUCUUUCGCACGGAUCGUCGCACUGGCCUGCCCGUGGACUAUGAGCGCACCGUGGAGCAGGUGAUGCACUACGUAAAUCCCUACAUUCACAGCCAAGCCAAGCGCACGCCGGAGCAGGAGCUGGAGGAGCUGAUGACCAAUAUGUUUGUGGAGUUGAUGCAGCAGGGCGGGGCGCAAGAGCUGCGAUCGAUGCUGCAGAAAGGCUGCAAGGGAAGGGGCAGCUGCGACUGGCAGAUGGGUGGGCAGUGCGAGCGUCAAAUGGGUGGGCAGUGCGACUGGCAGAUGGGCAGAAAGUUCCCAAUGAAUCCACGCAAUGAUGGACGCCAGGAGAACUCAGAUCUCAGCGCCUUCUACAACGCCUGCAAACGUGGACCACAGCGCACUCCCAGCACCCUGGCAGCACCCACACGCAGAAGCAGAUUCAACUACAACCAACUGAAAAUAAGGAGCAACUAGAGAGCGCCUCCUCUGCCCUGACCUGCUCAUAAAUUGUAAUUGCAAAAUGUUUUUGAUUGAGUCAAAGAGUUUCGCCUUGAUUGGUCAAUCAAUAGCAAUCAAUGGACUUCGGCUCAAAGGUAAAUUAAUCGAGUUAUGCUCUUGAGAGACAAAAUGUUGGUAAAUAAACAAAAUUCCACACACAA
Drosophila guanche is the source of this 977-nucleotide messenger RNA. RefSeq lists its product as uncharacterized. Bases 94 to 792 code for a protein of 232 amino acids. The record is from RefSeq and is a predicted model, not a curated record. The transcript is spliced from 2 exons. NCBI's taxonomy places the organism in Eukaryota, Metazoa, Arthropoda, Insecta, Diptera, Drosophilidae.